Messenger RNA from Hipposideros armiger (great roundleaf bat), 817 nucleotides. RefSeq names its product UDP-N-acetylglucosamine transferase subunit ALG13 homolog. Lineage: Eukaryota; Metazoa; Chordata; Mammalia; Chiroptera; Hipposideridae. The coding region runs from base 199 to 696 and encodes 165 amino acids. Gene Ontology annotation, biological process: dolichol-linked oligosaccharide biosynthetic process. The transcript has 2 exons. Gene Ontology annotation, molecular function: hexosyltransferase activity. The record is from RefSeq and is a predicted model, not a curated record.
CUGCCCGUCCCGGCUGGUGCCGCGAGACCUUCCUGAGUAGGCAGCGAGUGUAGCUGUGGACGCGCCUCUCUGUGCGGUUGCUGACAUCAGUAGGCGUGCGGCAGGUCGUGGGACGCAGCUCUGAGGAACAGCGAAGCCAACCUGGGAGGCAUUCAUCAAAAUUCCACUCCAAGGAUUCAGGAUUUCAGAACCCGCAGGAUGAAGUGUGUGUUUGUUACUGUGGGGACCACCAGCUUUGACGACCUCAUUGAGUGUGUGUCGGCGCAUGACAGUCUGAAAAUCUUCAAGAGCCUUGGUUACAACCAACUCGUCCUACAAAUAGGAAGAGGAAAGGUGGUACCUGAACCAUUCAGUACUGAGUCCUUUACUCUGGAUGUUUACAGGUACAAGGAUUCAUUGAGAGAAGACCUUGAGAAAGCAGAUCUUGUUAUUAGUCACGCAGGUGCAGGAAGCUGUUUGGAGACUCUGGAAAAAAGAAAGCCACUUGUAGUGGUUAUAAAUGAAAAGUUGAUGAACAAUCAUCAGCUGGAAUUGGCAAAGCAGCUACACAAAGAUGGGCAUCUCUUCUACUGUACCUGCAGCACGCUUCCUGGGCUGUUACAGUCAAUGGACUUAUCAACACUGAAAUGUUUUCCUCCUGGCCAGCCGGAAAAAUUUUCUGCAUUUUUGGAUAAAGUUGUUGGAUUACAAAAAUAAACACUAAACUCUCAACGCUUUAAUCCACCCCACCCCCAUCCAACCUAUGGAAUGUGGUUAAAUUAAAUACAUAAUAUAUAUUUGCAGAAUAAUAUAAAUUAAUAAACUUCCUAUAUUUAUA